Pygocentrus nattereri (red-bellied piranha) is the source of this 368-nucleotide messenger RNA. RefSeq names its product protein PET117 homolog, mitochondrial (gene pet117). The transcript is spliced from 2 exons. Bases 113 to 355 code for a protein of 80 amino acids. NCBI's taxonomy places the organism in Eukaryota, Metazoa, Chordata, Actinopteri, Characiformes, Serrasalmidae. Gene Ontology annotation, biological process: mitochondrial respiratory chain complex IV assembly. Gene Ontology annotation, cellular component: mitochondrion. The record is from RefSeq and is a predicted model, not a curated record.
GGCGCCGUGACUUCAGCCUCACCAUUAAAGACAAAGAAGACGGUGUUGACCUGUUUUGAAGCGGCUAAGCUAGUUCGCUAACGGCUCUCCUGCACCGUAAUGUCCUUUAAAUAUGUCUACAGCCUCUAAAGUUGUGCUCGGCGUAUCGGUGGUCCUGACGGUCAGCACGGUCGUGGGAGUUCACGUUAAGCAGAACUGGGACCGGCAGAGGCUGCGCGAGGGAGUGCUGCGAGACCUGGAGCGUUUAGAGCGGAAGCGGGAGAACCUGCGAGCGCUCGAGGAGCAGAUCCAGCUGACCAGAGAGCUUGUGGCCGAACAAGCGUAUCAGCAAGCUGAGGCGGCCAGAGGGUCCUGAAGAGCCCACCUGA